This is a messenger RNA of Fusarium pseudograminearum CS3096, 882 nucleotides long. RefSeq lists its product as uncharacterized. The record is from RefSeq and is a predicted model, not a curated record. The transcript has a single exon. Bases 1 to 882 code for a protein of 293 amino acids. Gene Ontology annotation, molecular function: hydrolase activity. Lineage: Eukaryota; Fungi; Ascomycota; Sordariomycetes; Hypocreales; Nectriaceae.
AUGGCUUCUUCAGAACUUGCUCAGCUUAUUCCCCCCGACUCAUGGGAUUCGCAUAUGCAUAUUGUCGAUGUUGAGAAUUACGCUCUGGACCCUUCAGCAAUAUAUCGUCCAUCCUCGCACACUCUUGAGCAGGCCCUCAACUUUGAAACCAGCGUGGGCCUCCGAAAUAUCGUUCUUGUUCAGCCAUCUAUUUAUGGCUUGAACAAUUCGUGUUUACUUGAUGGUCUGCGAGAUCUUGGUUCGGAGCGUGGAAGGGGUGUCGUUGCAAUUGACCCUGAAGCUUUUGACGCCGAUGAGCUUCGCAAGUGGCACGAGUUGGGUGUGCGCGGUGUGAGACUCAACCUGCAGUCGGUUAGAGCAGAAUUGGACGCGGCUGAAUUGGAGCAACAGUUGACAUUAUAUGCUGACGCUGUAAGACCAUUGGGCUGGGUCGUUCAAGUUUACGUUCCCAUGAAGAUGAUUGAGCUCCUGGAGCCUAUCAUCCCAAAGCUCAACAUCAAGUUCUGCAUCGACCACCUAGGACACCCGCCGCUGAAAGACCAACAGGUUGUUGAGAUGUAUGACCUGCCAGGUUUCUCAUCUCUAACUCGUCUGCUCAAAAAUGGUCUUACUUAUGUCAAGUUAUCGGCCCCUUAUCGCAUAGCCGCUCAAUCAGAUUACAGCGAUCUGGAUCCCCUCGCCAAAGAAGUAAUUCGUAUUGCAGGCAAUAGCCAUGUCGUUUUCGCAACUGACUGGCCUCACACGCGGUUCGAGGGUCUCGAUAUCAGGCCCUGGAUGCAGAAAGUAGUUGGCUGGUGUGGUGAUGAUGAGCAUCUCAAAGAGAGGCUAUUCAGAGGAAACGCAGAGGAUUUGUGGGAUGUCAAAAGAUCACCAAGAGCAUGA